Prosopis cineraria is the source of this 1545-nucleotide messenger RNA. Its product is annotated as protein SOB FIVE-LIKE 3-like. The transcript is spliced from 2 exons. The record is from RefSeq and is a predicted model, not a curated record. Gene Ontology annotation, biological process: cytokinin biosynthetic process. Bases 673 to 1065 code for a protein of 130 amino acids. Lineage: Eukaryota; Viridiplantae; Streptophyta; Magnoliopsida; Fabales; Fabaceae.
UCUGAUCGGAUCACAAGUCACUGCCAAACAUCACCCGGCAACAGACAAAACGGCCAAUUAAAGAGGAUAUAUUAGAGACCAGCUGAGACAACCAGGUUUUAAUUAAUCCUGUUUUGGAUUGUGCAGAGAUUUCCAGAAUUGAAAAAGCCUGUGCUUGUGUCCUGCUGGAGAAGGUGAAAGUGAAUCGGUAAAGCUAAAUCAGAAAAAAUAAUGAGGAUUGAUUGAUUUCUCAUCUUCCCUCACGAAAAACCCAAUGACCGAGGCACCUCCACGCGUCCUUCGAUUUAAUAUUUCAAAUUCAAGUAAAUGCUCUUUGUAUCGAGAUUGAGAUUAUAUUAUUUGAUUUCACUGUCUUUGACAGUUUCUAGCUGUCGAUCUUCUGCUAGCUAGCUAGCUGCUCGUCUCAGCAAUGUUCGUUAAGUCAGAAAAAUUAAUGGGUUAUCUAGGUUUCCUGGCGGUGCAUUAAAAGAGAAGUGACUUCUUAAUAAGUGGUUAUUUUGAUCUGCGAUCUGGGUGUAUCACCAGAGAAAAUGAUGAGAGUGAUAAAUAAUCAUGGAGUGUAGAAAAAGCUGGUCGUGAUUUUCCUAUUUAAGAAAAAUGGUUCAAGCUAAGGUUCCAAUCUCAGGCUGACGAACAUACUUCUCUCCACUUGGUGUUGAUCUGGUGGAUCAGAUGGAGCCAUCCCAUUCCCAGAUGUUGGGAGCUGCAGAAGAAUGCCAGAGCUGUGAAUCUGGAUGGACCAUGUAUCUGGGUUCCCCCACCACGCACGAUGAAGACGGCGGUGACGGUCACAGUGUCGAGGAUGAGGAAGAAGACAGGAAAGGAUGCGAGGAAGAGGUGGGUGAAAGCGAUGACUCUAUGGCUUCGGAUGCAUCAUCGGGUCCGAGUCAUCACCGGAGAGGGAACCAGCUGGUGAAAGAGGACAUGGCAGCGGUGAUAACCAGAGAAAAGGAAAUUGCGGAGAAAAAGGUGGGCAAGAAAGAGAUAGCAUUCGUGGAUGACAAGUCUAAGGUUGGGGAUGGGAAUGUGAAGAAAAAAUCACUGCUUCAGGAAAAGCAAUUGUAGAGGCUUUUAAUCAACCGCUCAAGUUUUCUUUCAACGACUAGGGAUUGCAUUCUAUUAUUAUUUUAUCAGAUAAGUUGUUAUUGCAUUAUUUUUUGUGUUAAUGUUGUGAUGAUAGAUUAGGAGGAGCAUGCGGGUAUAUAAUUUACACGGUGGAGGCGAAAGGAGUACAGUAGCAGGAUGACCCGUACGUCGUGUUUGUCGGGUAGGAUGAAAGUGAGUAGACGAUUAUUGAGGAACACAAAGAACAUGCAAUGUGUUCUGAACACUGUACAUGUAAAUGGAUAGGGAUUCAUCGUGCCGCCCUCGGAUGAGCAUCCCUCCUGCGCGGCCCCUAUUGGGCCCCACUAGCUUCUUUAGUCUUCUCCGAAUCAUUUUGUUAUUAUUUUACCUGCAAAAUAUUCUCCGGCCAGUAAAGAUUUGGCUCAUAUCCCUUCUUUGUAAACCUCCUUUGAAUUUAGAGGCCAUGCCCUCCGAAUUUAA